This is a messenger RNA of Arachis ipaensis, 1008 nucleotides long. The record is from RefSeq and is a predicted model, not a curated record. Lineage: Eukaryota; Viridiplantae; Streptophyta; Magnoliopsida; Fabales; Fabaceae.
AAUGGUGUCUGGCAACCGUUGGGUUUGCAACCAGUGCAAGAAUUUUCAGAUUUGUGAUAGGUGCUAUGAAGUGGAAUUAAAACGUGAAGAGAGAGAAAGACAUCCUAUUGAUCAAAGGGAGAGUCAUACCCUUUAUCCAAUUGAAAUCAAUGAUGUUCCAGUUGAUACAAAGGACAUAGAUGAUAUUCUCGAGAGUGAAUUCUUUAAUACUAGAACAUUUCAUAAUCCGACGGCUCCUGCAUUUGUGACUACCUGUAAUAUAUGCGAUCUUGACAUAGAAACUGGCCAAGGGUGGCGUUGUGAAGUUUGCCCCAAGUAUGAUGUAUGUAAUGCUUGUUAUCAAAAGGAUGGAGGCAUUGAUCAUCCCCAUAAGUUGACAAAUCAUCCAUCAAUGGCAGAUUGUGAUGCUGAGAACAAAGAAUCAAGGCAGCUUCGAGAAUUGAAGCUACGGAAAAUGCUUGAUCUACUUGUGCAUGUACCCCGAUGUCGUUCUGCACAUUGCCAGUAUCCAGAUUGCCGCAAAAUAAAGGAGCUUUUCCGCCAUGGGAUGCAAUGCAAAACACGCGCUGCUGGAGGUUGUGUUCGUUGUAGGAAAAUGUGGUAUUUGCUUCAACUCCAUGCUCAUGCUUGCAAGGAGUCGAGGUGCCGUGUGCCACGUUGCAGAGAUUUGAAAGAGCAUUCAAGGGGAUCUCAGCAACAGUCUGAUUCACGGCAUAGGACUGCUGUAGCGAGGAUGAUGAGGCAGUGAGCUGCAGAGGUUGCCAAUCAGGGAUUAGUAUCUUUUUGCAUGCUUCGCAUAUAAUAAACAAUCGAGCUGUUUGCCGGAUAGCAUCUGCAGAUCAGUUUUUUCUUGUUAUUGGUUAUUAUUCCUCUAUGAUUUACAGCAAUGAAAGGUUUCAGUGUAUACACUAGCCUGUCCAGAUGUUAUAUAAAAUAAAUAUGUAUAUGAAAUGAAGAUAUUUAUUAAAAUAUCCUUAGUUAUUAAAGAAAAUGUUGUUAAAGUUUCAA